Molecule: messenger RNA, 2246 nt
Organism: Puntigrus tetrazona (Sumatra barb)
Lineage: Eukaryota; Metazoa; Chordata; Actinopteri; Cypriniformes; Cyprinidae
Gene: mxd1
Product: MAX dimerization protein 1
Exons: 6
Coding region: 1154-1816 (220 amino acids)
Biological process (GO): negative regulation of transcription by RNA polymerase II
Molecular function (GO): protein dimerization activity; RNA polymerase II cis-regulatory region sequence-specific DNA binding; DNA-binding transcription factor activity, RNA polymerase II-specific
Source: RefSeq, a predicted model, not a curated record
CAGGCGUACAGUAACAUGACAGCAGCUAGCAAACAUCUCAUCUGCCUGCCUCAACGACGUUAUGGUUUCGCUAGCUGCGUGUUUUUUCUCCUGUUUUUGAUUCCUUUUUCCUCGGUUGCACGCAGCUUCAGCUUAGCAUGUGCGGCUCGAGCUGUUCAAUAAAUAGCCAGAUCGUCUGUCACGCUUGAAAUAUCGAAACCAGCGAUUGUUUGGACGUUUGGAGGCCGUGUGUUUUAUUUUAAAGCCUAUUUUCAACGCGUUUUUUUUCCAGCGACCAAUCGAGAUUUUUUAUUUCAUUUAAAUUUUUUUAUUUUUUUUUUAUUGCACAACACUAUUGCCUUCCACCUCGCUGGACGGGCAUAUCAAAAUUGACGGGUUUUUUUUUUAUUAAACCAAGAAGGAAUCGGGGUUGAAUGCUGUUUGUUUUCCAACCAGCAACCGACACAGCAGCACCAAAGCUCAAAUUAUUAUCAAAAAUAAUCACCAGCUGCUUAAAUAUACUUUUUUUGUGUGUCAAGCGGUGCAAUCUGGCAACCCGUGCCCUCCUCACAUCGAUCUGACUGAGCUGUCAAUCCAGUAUUUUUGCCUAUUUUUUUUCCUCCUGCUCUCUAGUUAACAGCGUUUGCUGUCAGUACCAGAGCCUAAAAUUGACCAAGUGCAGAACUAAAGCCGUGAGCUCUUAUCUGUUUGACAGCUCGUCUAUAAAAGUCUUCACCACUUACAUGCUUUCAGGAAGGGUUGCCAGAUCGUGCCAACCUGGACGGGUUUUCUUGCUCGUUUCGCGUUAACGUGCAAAAUCUCGUUUAACAUGAACAGGACUAGUUAACUAGUUACUUCUCGGCAGCUGAGGGACGUUUUUUAUUCGGUUUUAUCAUCCAGCUCUUUGGAAACCAGCGUGUUUGUUAUUAUUAUUAUUAUUAUUUUUUACUCUCCGUUGUUUUUGUACACGUUCCUGUUUUUUCUCAAAUACCAGCCCCGCAUCUAAACGUCUCCCUCGCUGCCUUAUGCAAGACAAAAACUGACUGGAUUUUUCUGGAGGAGGAAGAAGCGUGAAGGAACGAAAGGCUGCCGCUUGUUUUUUUUCCCCGCCGCCGCCGUUGUUUGUUUCUGACCCGGAUUGUCGUUUUUUUAAAAUCGCUUUUCGUUGCUUAAAAUGACGGCUAUCGAGAAACUGCAGAUGCUGAUCGAAGCGGCUGAAUAUCUCGACCGAAGAGAAAGAGAAGCGGAGCACGGCUAUGCCUCCAUGUUACCCUUCACCAGCAACAAAGAGAGGGACGGCUUGAAGAGGAAAAUCAAAAGCAAGAAGAACUGCAGCAGCAGAUCCACACACAACGAGAUGGAGAAGAACAGGAGGGCACAUUUACGGCUGUGUUUGGAGCGCUUAAAAUCCCUCGUGCCCUUAGGACCAGACUCGAACCGCCACACAACCCUCAGCCUCCUUAUGAGGGCCAAGGAACACAUCAAGAGGUUGGAGGACAGCGAGAGGAAGGCCCAGCACACUAUAGACCAGCUGCAGAGAGAACAGAGACACCUGCGCAGACGCCUGGAGCAGCUCGGGGUGGAGCGCAUACGCAUGGACAGCAUGGGCUCCACCAUCUCUUCAGACAAGUCUGACUCCGACCAAGAGGUGGAUGUUGACGUGGAAGGCACAGACUAUCUUCUGGGAGACCUGGAGUGGAGCAUGAGCAGCGUGAGCGACUCGGACGAGCGGGGAAGUUUGCGCAGCAGCUGCAGCGAUGAAGGCUACUCCAGCGCUAGUCUCCGUCGACUCGCUAACUCUCAGGACAAGAACCCCGCGCUGGCCUGCAGUCUAUAAGAGCACAGAGCGCCCGUUCAUCUCCACCGCUCCACACACAGCUCCUCCUCUCAUACUUGAACGCUGUUCUGACCCACGAGCUCGAGGGAAGCCGUCCGCUGACCAGACCUCACUGACCUCACCGCCUUCGUCCGAUCAGAUCGUCCCGGCCGCUUGCCUUCGACCCUUAAAGACCCGAUGAAGAACGUGUCUCUCAGAAGCGUCUGGACACCUGCUUUACGCACGAGUCUGAACAGAAAGCUCUCUUCUGCUCACAAAGCCUGUGCUUUUGAACCGAGAUGCAGCAAAAGCAGUCACAUUCUGAAAUACUUCUACUAUUUAAAAUAAAAUAUUUAAAUAUUUAAAAUUUCAUUUAAUUCAAAGCUGAAUAUUUUUUGCAUCAUUACUCCACUCCCAUGAUCCUUCAGAAAUCAUCUUUUUUAUUUAAUUA